This is a messenger RNA of Opisthorchis viverrini, 858 nucleotides long. RefSeq lists its product as hypothetical. Lineage: Eukaryota; Metazoa; Platyhelminthes; Trematoda; Opisthorchiida; Opisthorchiidae. Bases 51 to 767 code for a protein of 238 amino acids. The record is from RefSeq and is a predicted model, not a curated record. Gene Ontology annotation, molecular function: calcium ion binding. Gene Ontology annotation, cellular component: endoplasmic reticulum. The transcript is spliced from 5 exons.
GUAUCAAUCCGCUGUGGUUGCCGGCAUUCAAGGAGCAACCCGUCAGUAGGAUGGACCGGUAUUUCAACGUCUUAGAUGAGGAUAAAAAUGGGGCCAUUGACAUAAAUGAACUCGAAAUGUGGAUAGAAAAGUCUUACAGAUCAAACGACAAAACACGUGCUGAGGAGAAAUUAAGGUCAUGUGAUGAAAACAGUGAUGGAUAUCUAUCAUUUGAGGAGCACUUGCAAUGUACAUUUGGACUUAGUUCAGAAGAACUGGUUUAUCGUGUGGAUCCAAACCUAGAGACCAUUGUUCGAGUAGCAAAUGCGGAACAGGUACGAUUUAACGGUGUGGAUAGGAACAAAGACGGAAAACUUUCACGUUCGGAACUCGUAAUGUUUUUGUCACCCCAAAAUUACCAUUCAAUGGCGGAUGUCGAGCUGCAGGUCGGACUGACUCGUUACGACACUAAUCACGACGGCAUUGUAACCCUUGACGAGUUUCUUUCUACAUCUGGAACCCAAAAUUCAAACGAAUUGGAUGAUCUCGUUGACCAGUUUGCCAAACUGGAUAAAAACCAUGACAACAGGUUGACUGUGGAUGAACUAAAACAAUGGUUAUUUCCAAAUGCAUCUUCAAUGGCAGCAGUUGAAGCCAAAAAUAUAUUUGCUAUUAUCGAUGCUGAUAAUGAUGGCAAGAUAUCUGUUCCAGAGCUCCGAAGUCGUACUAGUGCGUUUGCACACGAAACAUCUACAUCAUAUCCUGGAACCCCAUUUGAGGAAUUCUGAAUAUGAAGGGCACGGUAUUUUAUAAAAACUUGCCUCAUUUUCCUCUGCUUACAUUCCUAAUCUGUUGGCAGAAUGAUUCCGCUGAUUGACU